Messenger RNA from Camponotus floridanus (Florida carpenter ant), 2217 nucleotides. It is a transcript of the gene Paip1, whose product is annotated as polyadenylate-binding protein-interacting protein 1. Gene Ontology annotation, biological process: regulation of translational initiation. The record is from RefSeq and is a predicted model, not a curated record. Gene Ontology annotation, molecular function: protein binding; translation activator activity; RNA binding. Lineage: Eukaryota; Metazoa; Arthropoda; Insecta; Hymenoptera; Formicidae. The coding region runs from base 263 to 1735 and encodes 490 amino acids. The transcript is spliced from 9 exons.
ACGUCGUAUCGUUAUAUCGCGCUCUGCGCUUUGCGCCGUGUGCUGUGUGUGGCGCUGGGCGCUGAUAAAAUAAACGGGAGAUAUAUACUCGAGCGGACUUACAUACAUUUAUGAUGUCUAUAUGUAACGAGCUCAAUUGGAGUUGGAGCUUUCUCAUUUUUAUUGGCGAAAGAUACCGGAAAUAGACGUCAGGCUACCCGUGAGUGAUAGACGAUAGUGGUGAAAUCGGAAUCGCCAAAGCUUCCGAAGGUUUACGACGAGAAUGGACAAUUUCGAGAGAGAAAGCAGAAAGGAGACUGGCAGGCAGGAUGACGGAAGGCAAGGCAUCGGACGCGGACAGCGUGUCUGUAUCUGGGAUGGGCUCCCGCAAAAUAGCGCGACGCUCAGGCGACCACAUUGCGCAUCGAGUGCCAAUCAGCCUGGUGCAGAAGCCACCUCGUCCUUGUCGCCGCAAGCAGCAGAGUUUGUCCCGAGGUCCAUGUUACAGACUACCUUACCUCUUCAAUCUAUCCACCAAUAUUCAAAGAGUUCAAGGAUACAAGAUAGACUCAGAAUCGCUCGUGAAGCACCGUUGAAUACUGUAUACGUACCUCCUUCGCUUGUAAAGGAGGACAUAGCCCUCGAAGAUGCUUUACAACAGCAGUGCAACAUACAAGAUUCGGAAAUAGAAAGCUAUAAUAAAUAUAAGGAUGAUCGACGCAAUUUGAAUAAGAAUAAGAAGAAAGAAGAGCAAAAGGAGGAGGAAAACGCUUUUGAAACUUGUCAACGUCUCAAUGACAUUAUCAAUAUUUUAAUUGUAAAUCCUGCAGAAUUCACCAGCUUAAUUCCGUCGUUUGUCAAAAAACUUAGGUGGGACCGAAAUACGCGCUGCCUACAAGUGGUUGUAACAACCAUAAUCGAAUCGUCUAUAGCUGAAAGCAAUUUUCGAUAUAAUGGAGCCCGAUUCUGUAAAUAUUUCGAUAAUAUUUUAGAAGACUGCAAAGAACAGUUUAUGUUCUCCAAAGAACUAUUCAGAGAUUUAUUAUAUUUCCAAUGUAGAUUGGAGACUCGAUUCGAAGAAAACGAGUGGCAAAAGCAAAGUGAAGAGAAACGCGAUCAAAAAAAGUGCAAUGGAUUGAUAUUGUUUUUGGCAGAAUUGGUCGCCCAGAUGGACGAAUCUUUUGCUUUUACUUUAGGAGAAGUCUUGGUAUGGUUUAUUACCAAGGUACUGCAGAGACCGGCGUCAAAUUCUGUAAAGUACAUUUGCCAAGCGCUCAAACUGGCAGGUCAUGUACUGGAAAAAGACAAGAGCAAGAGUAAAGAUAUGGAAAAUAUGAUGCGGGCGCUAACAGAACUGGUAAAUAACGGGCAAGUUGAUACGCAUGUGGGAAAUAUGGUAAACAGCGUUCACGAAUUACGAAAGGAUUGGGGAAGAAAAAUGUCAAAUUGUGAUUUGUCUGGGACAAGCAACGCAUUAUCAAAUAAAGCUGGUUACCAGCAACCGGAUCAACUAGGUGCAUCUAAUUAUAACUCGUCUGAAAACACCGCAUUAUUGAGAGAGGCACAGUUGGAUCAACCGGUAAUGUAUGGUCCUGACGGCGAAAUUUUAUCUGCGGAGGAAAGUAAAUUUCUCCAAGACAAUAUCAAAUUAGAUUUCGACAAUCAGCGGAUAUCCGAAGACGAAUACGAGGAUGAUAACUAUGAUGACGAAAUUGCGUCCGCUUAUGAAGAGUUUUUGAAAGAUAAAUCGAAAUAAAGUGCAAGAUAAAAUGGAUGUUAUUUAACAUAAAUCAAAUUAUAUUAUGACUCAUUUCGCUAUACGUACAUAAAUAUUUGUUUAAAAAUUUUGUGAUUAAAAGAGAGGAAUUGGAUUUUAUUACAUAUGAACAUUAAAAGUCGAAUGCAAAAUAUUCACACAUUUUAAAGGUAGGAACAGAGCAUUGCAUAUACAUUAUAAAAUACUGGUCCUACAAAACUCCGGUCCGAAAAAAUGCAUCAAACACGAAAUAAUUUUCAAUUCAUUCAACAUGUUUCAUCACGUGUACAGAUAUGAUACAGUAAUAUUUGCAUAUAUGUAGCAUACAGAGUAUAAUAAAAUGAAAAGCACCAAUAUAAAUCCAAUAGAUUUGAAGAUGCGAAAAAAUUGUAAUUAUACAAUCUAUAUAAAUAAUUUGUAUAAUACCAAAAGAUAAAUAUGACGUGUAAAGACAUCUUAUGUUUUUCUCAAUAUUAUUAUUU